This is a messenger RNA of Mycotypha africana, 1332 nucleotides long. RefSeq lists its product as uncharacterized. The record is from RefSeq and is a predicted model, not a curated record. Gene Ontology annotation, molecular function: homogentisate 1,2-dioxygenase activity. Gene Ontology annotation, cellular component: cytoplasm. Bases 1 to 1332 code for a protein of 443 amino acids. Gene Ontology annotation, biological process: L-phenylalanine catabolic process. The transcript has 4 exons. NCBI's taxonomy places the organism in Eukaryota, Fungi, Mucoromycota, Mucoromycetes, Mucorales, Mycotyphaceae.
AUGGUAGCUAAAGACGAUUAUACAUAUCAACAAGGUUUUGGAAACCACUUUUCAUCAGAGGCUUUGAAAGAUGCACUCCCCAAAGGUCAAAACACACCUCAGAAAUGCCCUUAUCACCUUUAUGCAGAGCAAUUAUCAGGUACCGCAUUUACAGUGCCUCGAACACAUAAUCAAAGAAGUUGGCUUUAUCGCAUUCGUCCUUCUGUUGUCCAUGCACCUUUCAAGCGAAACGAGACAGUCAAUCCAUUGUUCACUUCCAAGUUUGGCUGUGAAGAUGCACUUAUUACACCCACUCAAAUUCGUUGGAGUCCCUUUAGUUUACCAGAGGAGGGCGAGAAGCUGGAUUUCGUACAGGGUUUGAAAACAUUAGCUGGAGCGGGUGAUCCUGCUUGUCGAAGCGGACUCGCUGUUCAUAUUUAUACUGGAAAUAAAGAUAUGGAAAAAAAAGCAUUCUAUAAUGCGGAUGGAGACUUUCUCAUCGUGCCACAACAGGGUACAUUGGACAUUAUCACAGAAUUUGGUAAAAUGAAAGUAGCACCCAAUGAAAUUGCAGUCAUUCAAAGAGGGAUUCGAUACCAAGUUUGCCUGCCUGAAGGCGCUUCCAGAGGAUAUGUAUUAGAAGUAUUUGGUGCCCACUUUGAGCUGCCUGAUUUAGGCCCUAUCGGUGCCAAUGGUCUGGCCAACCCUCGUGAUUUCUCAACACCUAUCGCAGCUUAUGAAGAAGAAGAUCAUGUAGAAUGGGAAAUCAUCACAAAGUUCAAUGGCGUUUUAUUCAGUGCAAAACAAAAUCAUACACCCUUCGAUGUCGUAGCAUGGCACGGCAACUAUGCACCUUAUAAAUAUGAUUUGGCCAACUUUUGUGUUGUCAACAGUGUUUCUUUUGAUCAUAUCGAUCCAUCUAUUUUCACCGUCUUGACAGCGAAAUCAGAUACACCGGGUGUCGCAAUAGCUGACUUUGUCAUUUUCCCUCCUCGUUGGGCUGUACAAGAACACACCUUCCGUCCACCCUACUUUCACCGCAACUGUAUGUCUGAAUUCAUGGGUUUGAUCACAGGAGAUUAUGAUGGAAAAUCAGAUGGAUUCUUGCCAGGCGGGGGUUCACUUCAUAGUGUGAUGACACCCCAUGGACCUGAUGCUGCUGUUUUCGAAGCAGCUUCUAAUGCAGAUUUGAAACCAGUCCACGUUGGAGAUAACAACCAAGCAUUCAUGUUUGAGACAAGCUUUAUGCUCUCUUUGACUUAUUGGGGUUUGGAAACUUGCGGAAAAGUACAGCAUGAUUAUUACAAGGCAUGGGAGAAGCUGGAGAAUAAGUUUACUGGAAAACUGGAAUAA